This is a messenger RNA of Enterobius vermicularis (human pinworm), 381 nucleotides long. NCBI's taxonomy places the organism in Eukaryota, Metazoa, Nematoda, Chromadorea, Rhabditida, Oxyuridae. The record is from the annotation of a GenBank genome assembly.
AUGAGGUGGGAAAGAGGGAUGGAAGAAGAAGGUAAGUCUGUCUAUCCAUCUACUAAGUUGUUAAGUCAAUAUGGCAGUCAACUGGCACGAAUUGAAUCACAACGGGAGAACAGCUUUGUCAGUAGGCUUAUUAACAGGCCACUACGAAGUGCAUCAUUGGUUCAGAAGACGCAGUUUUGGAUCGGCAUGAUUGCAAGACGAACUGAAGAUGAGGAUGCACUUUUUCUAUGGUCAGAUGGUAGUAUUGUAUCACGUUAUAUUGGAUUCUGGGAAAUUGGUCAACCGGAUUACAAAAGCGGCACAUGUACCAGGGUAGAUGCACAUUCUCUCUAUUUUAUUUAUUUAUUUAUUUUUUUGAUUACAUACAUAAGACUAAUAUGA